AUGGGAAAUGAGAUGGGGAACUACAACACAUCAGGUUUGAGAGGAAAGUUUUCUAAGAGUAAAGGCAUAGAGGUUUUUGGAAAUGAUGUAAAAGAUACAAUAUUCCUGUUGAAGUAUUUAAGCAACUUAAUUUACCUCCUGAGACACACAAAUCACUCUGUGAUAAUAAAGGAGAUAUUGGUAGGAAAAGACGACCUUGGGAGAUUGUACCUGUUGGUCACAAGAUUGGGAAACCAGAGCCAUUGUUCAAGGAAUAUUGAUGAAGAAGUGGAGUCCUUAAGGAAGAAGUUUGCUGGAAGUCAAGCCGAUAGGAAGGAGGAGAGGGAAGAAGCUGAAGCAGUGAAGGUGGCUGCACAACUCAAGAAAACGAAAGUUUCAGGCUUGCUGGGAGCAGGUUUGUCAACACACGAGCAGAUGGAUGAAGUCAGGCAUGAGUGA
Messenger RNA from Prunus armeniaca (apricot), 438 nucleotides. The record is from the annotation of a GenBank genome assembly. NCBI's taxonomy places the organism in Eukaryota, Viridiplantae, Streptophyta, Magnoliopsida, Rosales, Rosaceae.